AUGUUGGUAGCUUGGUUUCUCGCAGAUCUGGGCUCCAGCUCUUCCACGCUCUCGUCCUCCGUCGAGGACCCCAAGUUCCCCUCCCCAUCGUCCAGAUGCCCCAGUUGUGCCGUCCCCCCUCCUCCUGUAAUCCCCCCACAGCAGCUCCUCCCUCAGCAGCUCCCUCGCCAGCAGCUCCCCCUUCCGCAACUACCACCGCCUGCGCGACCCGAUCCGCAGUCCCUGGUUGGUCAGCCCACCGUGGCGCCUCAUCCCCUGCGCCUCCCGCCUGGGAUAUGGUGUGCACCUCCGGGGGGCGGGCCCCCCAUGUAUCAGACGUUUGUGGAGGCUGCGGAUGGCCGCAGGGUUGAGCUCCCGCUGUACGGAAUGCCCCCACCUCCCCCCUCGCUUCACCAGCAGCCUCCACCAGCGCAGUCAGGGGCUCCUCCGGGCCCUCAAGUGCAGGCGGCAGGAGCCGCAGCGGUGAAGGCGGCAGGGGCUGAGUCUCCUCCUGCCUCUCCCACUCGGCGAUGCGCCUCUCGCCGGCACUCGGGGAUCCGCAUGGCUCCUCGGCUGACGGUUGGUGGGCUAUCUUACCGGCGUGCAGACGUUCCCCGGCUGCUAGAAGUGGAGGGGCAUGUCCUUGUUUGUCUCGGCCACGUGAUGUCGUAUGUGGGAGUCGUUGCCCUGAUGAUCGACACUGCUGCUGCGGCUCUUGAGGAUGUGCCUGUGGAGGCGAGCGUGAUGAAUCACGCACAGAUGCGGGUGUGUCGUGAUGGCGCGUGGGUGUUGCAGCAUGAGAUGGAGCGGGCUGAAAUGGAGCCUGGCAGAGAGCCUGCGUUGGGCGCGGCGGCGGCAGAUGCGAUGGGGGUAGUGGAGACGCGAGUGCGCUCACGGUCAGCCGUAUACGUGUUGCGAGGCCUCGCGUCAGCGCUCCGCCUCGUUCAUGGGACGGCGGAGCGCCUCCUGCAUCGCGCGUUGGUGCAGUGA
Messenger RNA from Closterium sp. Yama58-4, 969 nucleotides. The record is from the annotation of a GenBank genome assembly. Lineage: Eukaryota; Viridiplantae; Streptophyta; Zygnematophyceae; Desmidiales; Closteriaceae.